This is a messenger RNA of Colletotrichum gloeosporioides, 999 nucleotides long. RefSeq names its product Sphingoid long-chain base transporter RSB1. Bases 1 to 999 code for a protein of 332 amino acids. The record is from RefSeq and is a predicted model, not a curated record. The transcript has a single exon. NCBI's taxonomy places the organism in Eukaryota, Fungi, Ascomycota, Sordariomycetes, Glomerellales, Glomerellaceae. Gene Ontology annotation, cellular component: fungal-type vacuole; plasma membrane.
AUGUCAAACACUUGCCCUCUUCUAAGCAAUGCCAACUGCACUGUGGGAACAUGUCCCCUUAGCUGCGCUCAAGUUGAAUACCUUCCAACACUUGCUGGCAAUGCCCUUUAUGCCGCCAUCUUUGGUCUGCUGCUUGUUGCCCAGAUCGCGCUUGGCAUUCGAUAUAAGACUUGGGGGUUCAUGGUCGGCAUGGUCUGCGGCCUCAUUCUUGAGGUUGUCGGUUACGCAGGCAGAAUCAUGCUUCACGAUAACCCGUUCGAUUUCAACAAUUUUAUUAUGCAAGCUUUCCCUUCUCUUGACCCUACGAAAAGCCUUGCUGACAGCCUCUAUAGUUAUCUAGUCCCUCUGACAAUCGCUCCCGCUUUCCUCGCUGGCGCCCUCUACCUCUGCCUCUCCCGCAUCAUCAUCGUCCACGGCCAGCAGAUUUCACGCUUCAGCCCGCGCACCUACGCAAUAACAUUUAUGACUAGCGACUUCAUUUCGCUCGUUCUACAAGGUGCUGGUGGUGGAAUUGCAGCCACGGCUGACGAUCACUCUGGGAGUGAGACAGGCAGGGCCAUCAUGGUCGCGGGAGUUGUGUUUCAGGUCGUCUCGCUGCUCACCUUCAUGCUACUGUGGCUUGAAUUCGUGAUCCGGCUCCGCAAGACAGGCGAGGACGUUAAGGAUGCACGCUUCAUUGAAUUGAGGCAUACAAAAAAGUUUGUCUGGUUCCAAUACGCGCUGGGCGUGGCUGUUGUCCUCGUUUUCAUCCGCUCGGUAUAUCGUGUUGCGGAACUCCAGCAAGGCUUUGACGGACCCAUUGCGAACGACGAAGUGUCAUUUAUGAUCCUGGAGGGGCCGAUGAUCAUCCUGGCAGUUCUUGCAAUGACGAUUUUGAGCCCGGGUAUAGCCUUUGGUGGCAAGUGGAACAGUGCAACUUGGUCGGUCAAGAAGUCCAGAGAUGCUGCUUUUACCGCGAGCGGCUCGUCUAUGGAAGACAUACAGAAGCAUCCCGCUUGA